ACUUACUUGCUUACUUACAUAAAUACUUUGUAAGUUCUGUUUUACCGAUAGAGUUUAGCCGAUUAUCCUAACAGUUAAGUACUUUUAUCAUAGUUGAGCACUAAGUUAUUAGGUGGCGUUAACAGUAACAUCCGAGCGGUUGGUGAAACUAGCUAGUUUAGAGUUCAGUGAUAUACACAUACUGCUGUUUGUCAGUGUUUUAAGAUGGCGGACUUGAAUGAGAAGUUGUUAGCAGAACUGCUAAAAAAACCUGGAAAUAACGUAUGUGCAGAUUGUGGGGCAAAGAAUCCAGAAUGGGCUUCGUAUAACAUAGGAAUAUUUGUGUGCACAAGAUGCGCUGGUAUACAUAGAUCUAUGGGUGCGCACAUCUCUAAGGUUAAACAUUUAAAGCUGGACAGAUGGGAGGACUCUCAAGUAAAUAGAAUCAGAGAAGUUGGUAAUGUAGCAGCUAGGUUGCAUUACGAAGAACGUGUACCUCCGUGUUAUCGUAGACCAAGCCCGGAUGCACCACAAGUAUUGGUGGAGCAAUGGAUAAGAGCAAAAUAUGAAAGGGAAGAGUUUUGUCAUCCAGAGAGGCAAAAUCAUUACGUUUCAGGGUUCAUGGAAGGAUUUUUAAUGAAACGUGGCAAAGAAGAUUCGCGUUAUCAUCCUCGUAAGUUUGUUCUUUGCGAAGCAGAAGAUACUCUAAAGUACCAUGUUAAGGAGAAUAAGGAGCCGAAAGCUGUUCUUAGAAUAUCAGAACUGAAUGUGGCUUUUGCUCCACCGAAAACUGGUAAUCAGAACAGCUUACAAAUAUCGUUUAUGAAAGAUGGUACAACAAGACAUAUCUAUGUAUAUCACGAAGAUCCAGAAGUAAUUACAAAUUGGUAUUUGGCAAUAAGAUGUGCGAAACUACAUCGUUUACAAGUUGCAUAUCCAGGAGCAACAGAAGCUGAAUUACUCUCGCAGCUUACUAGAGAUUUUCCUCGUGAAGGGUUUUUAUGGAAAACUGGACCUAGGCAUACUGAUGCUUAUAAAAAAAGAUGGUUCACGCUAGACGGACGAAAACUAAUGUAUCAUGACGAUCCUAUGGAUGCACAUCCGAAAGGUGAAAUCUUCUUGGGUCAUAGUUCAGACGGUUUUGCAGUGAAAACAGGAGUACCGCCAGGUGCAAGGGAUCAAGGAUUUUCAUUUACUCUCGAAACACCAGAUAGAACUUAUCUACUUUCUACUCAAAGUGACGAUGAUAGAACGCAAUGGAUGAAUAUUAUUCAGAAGGUGAUAGAUAAACCGCUUACUCCACAAGAUGCAACUGGUAUGGGACCGAUGGGACCCCUUGCUUCAAUUGCUGGUCCACAAAGUUUUAUGGAAUUAGCAGGAGGCCAAGGAUUUCCUCCUCUACCUCCACCGAUACCAUUACCUGGAAUGAAUGAUUCUCCUUUAGAGUUCAGUACAAACAAAAAUCAACCACCGGUAGCUAGAGAAACAUCUGAAGAUGGUAGUGACAAAAGGGGAGAAAAAAAUGAUGUUAGACGAGAUAGGGAAAAUAGAGAUAAUAGAGAUAAUCGAGAUAACAGAAGAUCUAGAAGUGAACGAAGCGAUAGAAGAGAGAGGGAUAGGGAAAGAAGAGAAGAAAGAAAUGAAAGAGAUCGAAGAGAGGAACGACGACCAGAAGAACGAAAUAGUAUGAAUUCCACAAAUAAUAAUAAUAACAAUAAUAAUAAUAAUAAUAAUGGGCAUAACAAUUGUAAUUCGAAUGGUAAUGAAAUUCCAUCGUCAUCAUCGUCAUCAAAUACAAGUAAUACUCCAAAUUUGGGCCCACAAAUGGAACAAGCAACAGGAGUUUGGGGAAUGGGAGUUGGAUAUCCGGUAAUGGGAAUGGGUCCGAUGGGGCCAAUGGGACCGAUGAUGGGUGAAAUGACGCUUGGUCCACAUAUGGGACAUACUCACAGUUACGGGCCUAUGAGUAUGGGAAUGAUGUCGCACGAUGGUAGCAUGAUCAGUGCACAGAUAUUAGGACCGGAACAAAUAAUGAACGACGCUGCCCAGAUUAUGAGUAGCGCUUUACCUCCUCCACCAACAACACCGCAAGGUACCAAAGAAAUUAUACAUUGUAAAAGUUGUACUUUGUUUCCACCAAAUCCAAACGCUCCACCUCCAACAACUAGAGAAAGGCCUCCAGGAUGCAGAACAAUUUUCGUCGGAGGUCUACCAGAAAAUAUUACAGAAACGAUAAUUCAAGAAAUAUUUGAACGGUGCGGUGAAAUAACGACUCUACGUCUUUCUAAGAAAAAUUUCUGUCAUAUACGUUUCGUACUUGAGAACAGUGUGGAUGCAGCUAUAUAUUUGUCUGGAUACCGAGUCAGAAUAGGAUCGAGCGGUGAUUCUGCAAACACUGGAAGGCUUCACGUAGACUUUGCUCAGGCUAGGGAUGAUCAAUAUGAAUGGGAAUGUAGGCAGCGUCAACUACAAAGAGAGCAGCGUCACAGAGAGAGGGUUGAAAAGGAAAGACAAAGAGCACCAUCCAGUCCACCCCCGGUAGUACAUUACACGGAUCAUGAAGCGUCAAACAUUUGUGAAAAGAUUAAACAAGAUGAUACCUUUAUGAAAGCGGUACAAGUUGUCGUGACGUGGCUCGAGCGUGGAGAUUGCACCAAACGCAAUGCUAAUACGUUUUAUUCGAUGAUACAGUCAACCAACUCUCACGUUCGACGAUUACUUACAGAAAAGGUCGCGUACGAAGAGGAGCUUCAGAAAGCUAAGGAAUUGAUGAAAGGCAGAAUGCAGGGACUUCUGAUACAAUUCAGUCAGAUUGAACGCGUCUUUACUGCGGCCAGCCACAAGAAGGUCUGGGAUCACUUCACAAAGGCUCAACGGAAGAAUAUCGAAAUGUGGAAGAAACAAUCCUCGACAACAGUAAUCAUCAACAAAGUCUUACGAGUCUCAAAGAGCUUCUUUACGCGAUUGCACGUUCAUCUAGAAUAUGCCACGCGUACGCGUUUUGCAAAAACUUUUUUUCAAAAAAAAAGGUAAGAGAUUAAAGCAGUACAAUUGGAAGAAACGUUGAUGGAAGGUGAAGGGGAGAUGGAAGUUUCGGAUUCUGAAGAGGAACCUCAACGAAAAAAAGCACGUAAUCAAUCGGAUGUGCACGAUGAUUCUGAAAGAUUGCAAGCUUUGAAAGAAGAAAACGAUAGUCUUAGAUGUCAAUUGGAAGCAUAUAAAAACGAAGUGGAUUUGCUUAAAUCUGAGACAAAAAGUGAAAUAGAUGGAAAAGAUAAACAAAUGAAGAUGCUACAACAAACUUUAAAAGGUAUGCAAGAGCAACUGAUGCAGUCAAGAAAACAACAAGCACAAGACGAUCAGAAAAUCAAGGAUCUAACUGUAAAACUAAAUGCUACCAAAAAGGAAGAACCUAGAGAGAGUGAAAUAAUAACACUGGAUAAGGAUGACGAUAUAAACGAGGAACCUCGAACUCCCAAACAAUUAGUUUCAACGUCCAACUUUGUUCAAAUUACUCAAAAGGAUGCCAAACUUAUAGGAUUAAUAGCAACAUUCUUACAUAUCCACCCGUUUGGUGCGAGUGUAGAUUAUUUAUGGUCGUACUUACAAAAAAUGGAACCAGGUAUUAAGCCAAACGAAGUAGAAGCCCUAAUGCAACGAUUUCCACAAGUUUUUAAACAAGACUUAUUUGGAAUUGGAGCAAAUAUGGAAAGGCGUUGGCAGUUUUCAGGCUUUAAUGUUUAUCGCAAUCACUAAUCGGCGUAGUAAUUAAACUAACAGAACAUCUGUUAAUGAAUUUUCAAAUAUUAUCGUGUCGUGGCAUUUAGUGUCAUAUAAAUUUUUAUUGUGAUACUUAUGAUUCUUGCGGAAAAACUUUAUUUCAUAACGUCAAUAAUUGUCGUUAUGAAUCGGAACACUUGUAAAUAAAAUCGAUAAAUUGCAAAGACUUUAAAAAAGGUGGCGUAUGUUUGUUGGUUUCAGAGAAAAACAGUUGCAUAAAAACUAUUAACUAAUUUCUAACAUUUCUUCUUCUGAAUGAAAUUUCAAUUUAUUUAUACACACGAAUGUCUUUAUAAAUCAUAAAAAUAUCAUAGAAGCAAUCACAUAUCUCAAAGAAAUCGUUAGUAUAGCAAACUUAUCCAUAAUAUGUUUUCUUUAUGUGCAUAUAUUUACAUGUUUUGUGUGAUCAAUACAGAUAAAGUGAGGUGUAAUCAAUCCUUUUUCAAAA
Molecule: messenger RNA, 4207 nt
Organism: Osmia lignaria (orchard mason bee)
Lineage: Eukaryota; Metazoa; Arthropoda; Insecta; Hymenoptera; Megachilidae
Source: RefSeq, a predicted model, not a curated record